This is a messenger RNA of Brassicogethes aeneus, 6387 nucleotides long. NCBI's taxonomy places the organism in Eukaryota, Metazoa, Arthropoda, Insecta, Coleoptera, Nitidulidae. The record is from the annotation of a GenBank genome assembly.
AUUUUAUCUCUGUCCGCUUUGCAAUUUUUAGGUUAGAUUGUUGUUGUCAAUUGACUUGAGAUAUAUUUAAAUUUGAACUAUGUUUAUCAACUAAUAAAUAAAGCCGUUACAAUGAAGAAUUCGCCAGAUCCCAUCGAUGUUCAAGACCUACAGUUUAAACUCCAUUGCCGCUUAAAAGUUUUUGAAAAUACAUCGCAUGAACCUUUCAAGAAUCCUGUCAAUUUAGUUACUUGUGCCAGUCGAUAUGGGUUGUUAUUUAUUGGCACAACCACAUCAUCUCUUCAAGUAUUUCAACUAAAAUGCGCAGAAGAAUAUAGCCCUAAAGAUAAGGACAUAUUAGACUAUCCCAGAAGAGUGGUGAAUUUACCAGCACCCCCAAAACAUCUGUCUGUAAAUUGUGAUAACACAAUUUUAGCAGUUGUUGUUGAAUUGAACAAUCUACCGAUUGUACUGUUUUAUGAUGUACUUUCAUUUUUGAAGCAAAAUGUCGCUCUCAUAAAAGACUUUAAACUGUCUCAAUCACCUGCUAAGAUAGUCGACUUGAGUUGGAAUCCAUCUUUACCACUAAUAUUUACAGCUUGUAAAAAUGAUGGGUCUUUAAUUCUUGUGGACAUUAAUGGUGGAAAUGUUACUGGGAAUGAAUUACCAGCAGGUGCAGGGACUUGCUGCUUUUGCUGGAGCCCCAAAGGAAAGCAAAUUGCUGUGGGAUCCAAGGAUGGCAGAAUUACACAAUACAAACCUGACUUGAAAGCUGUAAAAGCUAUAAAUGCUCCACCACUUCAGGGGGUUUAUUCAUUGUGUUCCUUGCAAUGGGUGUCAAAUUAUCAGUUUAUUGGUGUUUUUUAUGCUGUUAAUCAAGAAUUUCAGAUAUCACUUAUUGUGAUUGAUGCCCCCAAAACUGGAGAGCCAACUUUUACAAACUAUGAUGAUAUUUGUUAUAGUAAUGGUAGUAACAGAGGCAUUCAAUAUUUUAUGAAUUUCCAGCUUGCUCCAUGGAACCUUUUGAUGGUAGCUUCAUCAAAUAGCACAGAAGUGGGUGUAAUUUCUAGCACAGGGGAUUUGUGGACCCAGUGGAUUUUAAGUGACACAGGAAGAGCUGAAUUACCUCUUAGUGCUGACCAUCAAGACACUCUACCUAUUGGUCUUGCUUUGGAUUACAGUUCCACAAAACAACUACCAUGGGGUGAAGGGUUUAUACCUGCAACUCCCAUACUGCUGGUCCUCUCACAUCAAGGUGUUUUAUGCAUGUUUGAUGUGAUAAAUUUAAAGCAAGGAUUGCCCACCAUUUGUACGCCACCUGAUGCUAUACAAGACAAUUCAGGAUUAUCACAGUUUUUUAAGCCUGCCCCUGUAGCAACCCAUAAACCUCAGGAACCACCACAACAACCAAAAGUUGAACCUCCAAAGUCAACUUUUUCUUUUGGUAAUGCGCCCAAACCAGAAACACCAGUUGAAGCUCACCCGCAACAACCUGGUUUAUUUGGAACUGCUUUACAAAAACCAGCAGCACCUAUGUUUGGAACGCUCCAGCAACCAAACACUCAAAAGCUUACUUUUGGAGGUACGCCAACCACGCCAGCGAUGAAUUUGUUCGGGGGACAAGCUACCAUUACCCCAAUUAAACCACAACAACCCACAAUGGCGCCAAAAUCGGAAUCGAAACCACCAGCUGCUGCUCAAAAUUUGGCUACUCCAAAGUAUUCAACCAUAUUUUCUUCAAUUCAAACACCCCCGACCGCUCUUCCGACGUCCGUUCCUACAGCUACUGUCACCAUACUGACUCAAGAUCCAGCUAAAAGUACAAUGGCACAACCAACUACACCAGCACCCCAACCAGUAGCAGCUGCGACUUUGAAAAAACCCGAACCCGAAAUAAAAUCGGUCCCCGAUACUGUUCUAGAUGCCAAAGCCAAGGCCGAAACUGACGCUCAGCUAGCCAUUAUGAUAAAAGAAGAAUGUCACCGUUUGCAAGCAGAACUGUGUCUUAUACUGGAAGCAGGCCGUAACGUUAAACUAAAUCCUGGUACUGACGCUGAAAAAACCGACAUCCUAGACAAAAUUGAGUCGUUAGAAGAAUUCGCCAACGAACUCUCUGAAAUAGGCAGCACUCAAAACGCCGAGAUCCACUAUUUAAAGCAGAAUUUAGUGCAAUCAUGGGCUUGGUAUGAGGAAGCCAGAUCCAGAUUCAACAUCGCCAAAGACGAAACAAUGAACGUUCUUCUAAGAGCGCAACCCCUCGAUUCUGCUUCGGAAAAAAUAUUAAAAGAUAUGAACAAGCAUAUGUGCUACCUGGACUCCCAACUAGGUCAAGCUAGUAGGGCUUUGGAUGAACAAUGGGAUAAAUUUCAAGAUUACGCUAAGAAGACUCAUCGCACAAAAAUGCCCACUAUGGAGGCCAUAUUUCAGUCUAUGGUGAGACAAAAUGCCAUCCUACAAAAGCAGUCUUAUAUCAUCAAAGAUAUCUCCGCAAGGAUGAAGUUUAAAUAUCGUACAUCUACCACCCCUUCGCUUCUUUUGGCCAUAGAAAAUUUGGAUAUUGAAGAUGAAUUCCAAAAGCUUAAUAUAGAAAAUAAAGAUUUAAUUCAGCUUCAAUACGAAAAUAUUUUAAAGAGAAAGAAGCAGUUGUCUUUGGAGAAAUCUAACAGAAUAAGAAGUUUCCUAAAGAAAAGAGAUGUGUCACACGUUUCUGUAAUAAAGCCCCAAUUAAAUACCUCAUUAUUGCAACAAACACCAUUGGGAAAAAGCAGGGCAAGAUUAUCAAUUUUGGGGGCUCAAAUGUCGCCAGUGCCAAAACCAAUACCAAGAAAUUUGGAGUUCAUUCAGUCUACACCAAAGAAAGACAUAUUCCAAAUUGGCGUGCCACCAAACACCCCAAAUUUAGGUGGGCCACAAAGUUUUCCAUUCUUAAAUACUCCGACAAGCGCGUUUCAACCUGUAUCUAAAACCACUUCUGCUUUUGUUCCCACUACUCAAGCUUCCAAUGCUUUUGCCCCCGUUAAACCCAAGACCACCAUCGAAUUUGCCCCUGCUGCCAUAAGUAAGCCAGGCGUGGCGAAAAGCACUUCGCAACCUGCAAUACUAAGCAUCACCACAUGGGGUGGCGACACACCGGUAGAAAACAAGACCACUUUCGUUAAUCCUAACGUUAAAACUUCCUCACAACCAACGUUCAGCAUGUUCGGAACACUAAAAUCAACCCCAACUGCAGUAUCAAUGACUUCAGCGAAGCCUCAGUUAAAUAUAACACCCAAUGCAGAACCUAAAUUGUCACAACCAUCAAUGUUCGGUUCCUUACCAGGUAUUGCAAAAGUUACUUCUGCGACGUCGAUUACGUCUGGAAAAUCUGCUUUCAGUAUGGUCAGUAGUACAGAGGGUCAACAAGAAUCAAAACUGGCAUCUUCAACGUCAUCUAUAAGUUUAGGCUCUUCUAGUACUUCUGUAACAUCGGAAGGAUCCACCACUAUAAAACCGAUUUUCUCAGCGUUUGCACCUCCUAAUAAAAAUGUGGUUCAACCAAUAGCCACCAGUACAGGGGCCACCACCAAAUUCUCUUUUGUUACUCCUACAGUUACAAAACCUAGUAUUACUCCUUCAACAACUGCAAGUACUGAAGCAAGUAAUCCUCUAUUUGGAUUUUCAACUUCUGAGGUUGCGUCAACAGAACACAAAACCCCCAUACUAGGAAUAAAAACUAGUGCAUCUUCUCCAUUUGUUGCACAAAUAACAUCUUCAGCACCAAUAUUUGGUUCUGGAGGCAGUAGUACGACGUUCAGUUUUGGUAGUGGCUCUUUAUCGUCAAGUUCAGCUCCCAGUAUGUUCGGUGCUACUGCAAGCUCGACCGUAUCUAGUACUUCUACAAUACCAACAACCACCGUAAUUUUAAAAGUUCCAGAUACAUUAUCAACAGCACCCGCUGUUACAAGCAGCACAACUUCAUUAUUUGGAUUAGCUUCAACUGCUGCUCCAUUAGCUCUAACAACUACUAAGGUUGUUAGUACAGCUUCAACCUCAAUAUUAGCCAGUACAAGUGGCAUUACUGCUAGCACUACUCCAUUUGGAAUAACCAGUUCAGCUACAUUUUUCGGUUUGGCUAAAACUGCUACCACUUCCGCAACAGCUGCGCCUUCUACUAUAUCAACUACAGUCGCCAUUACUGCAGAUCCUAUUUCGGUUGCCACUGAGGUAUCUACUCCAUCUGCUUUAUCAUCAGCAUUACCUGCUUUGAAGCCCUUUGAUACUACUACUUCUACUCCAAACACAUCUGCUAGUGUAUUUGGGACAAAGUCUACAACCAUUUUCGGGGCAGUAACUUCUACUGCAACUCCAAUAUUUGGCGGAACGCCAGCUGCAACAGCUUCCGCAUCUACUGGAUCUCUAUUUGAAGCUCCGGCGUCUACUCCAGCUACCACAAGCACAGGAUUUAGUUUGGCUCAGACAUCGCCGACUGCAGCAACAACAACUGGUUCCAUAUUUGGUUUAGCACAAGCUGUCACCUCGACUCCGUCAACUACAGGAAGUUCCAUCUUCGGUGCUGCCCAACUGGCUACCACUACACCAUCCAUCUUUGGUUCCACACCCUCUACAAGUACUCCUACUCCUUCUGUUUUCGGCGCAUCAACAACUUCCCAGCCUGCCUUUGGUGCUGCACCCUCUACCACCUCCGGUUCAAUAUUUGGAUCCCCAGCCACCACCAGCAGUACAACAGUGUUUGGUACAGCAGCGGCUACUACCUCGACCACUCAGUCCAUAUUCGGAGCUGUAACAACUUCGGCUCCCGCCUUUGGAACAGCACCGGCUUCGCCUUUUGGCCAGCCCGCACAACAACAACCUCCUGUAUUUGGUACUCCGAAAACAACUUCGGUAUUUGGUAGUCCGAGCGUGUUUGGUUCUCCAGUUAACACCACUAGCGCUUUUGGUCAACCAGCAGCUUCAUUUGGAGGUGGUAAUCAAUCUAUAUUUGGCGGUGCGCAAACUAGUUCAGCCAGUGUGUUCGGCGGUACUCCCACUACAAGCUCAACAUUUGGUGGUGGUUCGAUUUUUGGAACCCCAGCGCCCACUCAGUCUGUAUUUGGCUCGCAAGCCAAUACAUUUGGGACUCCAACAACUCAAUCUUCAUCCUUUAGUUUUGCAUCGGAUGGUAAUAGUCAACAACCUGCAAGUGGUGCGUUUGGUUUUGGAGGGUUGAACGUCGGCGCUAACAGUACACCGACCUCCAACACAAAUGUCUUUGGCGGCGGUUCUGCAUUUGGUUCCCAACAAGCCAAUCCCUUUGGAAGAGCUGCCACGACGGUGAGCAGCGGAGGUAGCAUAUUUGGAAGCCCGGCUGCCUCAUCCAGCUCUAUAUUUGGAGGCGGCACGCAAUCCAGCUCUGCAUCAGUCUUUGGUGGCUCAACAGGUACUGCCUUUGGAGCCACUACUUUUGGAGGCGGUGCUACAGGUUCCUUCUCCCAAGCAGGAGGUGGUGCAUUUUCAACACCACAAGCAGGACCGUUCAGUGGCGGGGCCACCGCAGGGGCUUUCGGAAGCCCUCAACCGGCUGGACCGUUUAGCGGUGGCGGAAAUGCUGGCGCGACAACAGGGGCGUUUGGAACCCCCCCAGCAUUCCAAAAACCCGCCUUUGGAGGGGCGCCGGCAUUUGGUUCGCCUCCAGCCUUUGGGUCACCACCUAGUUUUGGAGGAGCACCUGCUUUUGGAGCUGCUGUUAAUCAAGGAGGAUUUGGAAGUCCCAAUAAAAUAUUUGGAGGUGAAGCACCAGCUGGUCCUACUACAUUUGGAGGUGGUGGUGGUGGUGUGGCCCAAAGCCCUACAUUUGGUAAUUUGGCUACACAAAAUACGGUUGGGUUUGGAAAUCUUGCUCAGCAGACAGCUAAUAACGCGGGCAAUAAUUCAUUUUCUGGGGGAUCAUCAUUUUCAAGUUGGAGAUAAACUAUGUUGGUUAUUAUUUUUGAUGUAUAAAUAAAAUAUUAUUUGGUAAUUUAAAAAACGGUUUUAUUGCAUAUGCUUGUUCUUAAAUAUGUGUACACUAUUAUCACACCCACCAGAAACUAAAUAUUUAUUAUUUGACCAAUCAACUCCCAAUACUUGUCCUUGGUGUCCUUGUAAGUUGUAGAGAGGAGCCUUUGGACUUCUAGUGUCCCAUAACUUUACAGCUAAGUCAUAUCCUCCAGACAUAAACAAAUGUGGGUCAUAUUUAGACCAUGUAACACAACUAACCCACAAAGAGUGUGAAGUAAAUGUUGUUUUACAUAGGGAACCUUCAGAAGACCUGGGAUCAUACAAUCUGAUGUGUCUAUCUGCUGAACUGGCUAUAAGAGUGUUGGACAAAGGGGACCAUGAUGAACUUAGAUAUGCUUUUUGACCAACAAUUUCAGAUUUAAGCCCACAAAG